Messenger RNA from Leptomonas pyrrhocoris, 7148 nucleotides. RefSeq lists its product as hypothetical. NCBI's taxonomy places the organism in Eukaryota, Euglenozoa, Kinetoplastea, Trypanosomatida, Trypanosomatidae. The record is from RefSeq and is a predicted model, not a curated record. The coding region runs from base 564 to 7148 and encodes 2194 amino acids. The transcript has a single exon. Gene Ontology annotation, biological process: pseudouridine synthesis. Gene Ontology annotation, cellular component: nucleus. Gene Ontology annotation, molecular function: pseudouridine synthase activity; RNA binding.
AGGAAAGAAAAAGAAGCUGCUGGAACGGAUAAUACGAAUUACGAACGGCGUCGCGCACGCUUGUCACGCACAGCCGCUACCUCUACGCACCUCUUCACUCACACACACACACGCCCACCUCCUCCUUCUUCACAUAUCCAAGAUAGGCUCCACGCUUCGUUGUUGUUGUUGUUGCUGCCGCUCUCGCCCUCCCUCCUCCUUUCAUUUUGAGGCACCUCGUCGGCGCACCUUUUAUGACGUGUCGCGGUGAUUUCCUGAGUUGUCUGAGUUGUCUGAGCAGCUUUGAAAUUACAUCGAAAAUACCCCCUCCUUUUUUCUCUCUGGAGGACGAAAAGAAGCGUUAAAAAGCGAUUGAAAGAAAACUAACGAGUUUAAAUAAAUAAGGAAAUAUAUAUUUAUAUAUAUAUAUUAUUUCUUCCUGUUGUGGGUGUGUGUUUUAUGAACUACAAAAGGACGAGGUUAAGGAAAAGAGAAAGGGAAUUCCCCACGACGGCACGCCUCCCCCGCCGCCAUCCGCGCGAAUCUUUCUCUUCUCUUCUUACUACUAUUACUUUUUUCGUUUCAUGUUCGCCUCGCGCUAUGCGCUCGCUCGCACCUCCACCACCGCCGCCGCCGCGCUGGCCACCACGUCGAUUCGGUUGGCGGCAUCGUCGUCGCGCAGAAAGCGCAGCGGCAGCGGCAGCGGCAGCAAGUCAGUAAAGCCACCCCGGCCCUCCCGCCUGGUGCAUGGAAGCAGUGAGGAGGGAGAGGUGGCGGCGGCAGCGGACGACGUCGACGAGGUGGAGCGGCUGCUCGCGGCAACGACGACGACGCGCACGGGGCCGCUGCCGCCGCUCAUUCCAACCUCCCCACCGCCGAUCACCGCGAAGGUGAACGAAGGAAAUUCAACGGAUGGUGCGGUGGCCGCGUCAUCGUCAUCGUCGCUGUUUACCGCGGUGCUGACGGAUGCUGACACCCCUGCAGUGCUGGACUCCGCCUCGGCUCUCCAUUUCAGGGCCGCGCACCAUACGGCAGCCGCGCACGCUGGCCCGACGCACGCGCAGCGGGAGCAGAUCGAGCGCCGUCGCAGCAAGCUGAGUCUUGCAGAAGCGGAGUUCGAGGUUGGGGUGACGGAGCGACUUGUGCCGGAGCUGCCGCGGCUGCCGGCGCUGCACGAAGUUCAUUACGGCGACGCCGUGGUCCACGAGCUCGACCGCAGCCUCUAUUUUGCAUCACAUCCGCAGCCCGCACCUCCUCCUCCACCGCCGCCGCAACAAGCAACACCCCACGCCAACCCCGACGCAUCCACCGUAGUGAUCGACGGUGCGGCGUACGUGGAGGUGAGCCUCGACAAUGCGUUGAGCGAGGCCGACUUUGCGGCAUUCGACGCAGAGGCCUCCGCCAACGGUCUGGCAGCGGCGUCUCCUCAGGUGUCGCCCAGCUUACAGGAGGAGGACGAGGACGAGGACGAAUCCAAGGCAGGCAGCGCGACCACAGCAACCAAUGCGGAAGAAUCCGUUUCUGCUGCACAAGCGCCGAUGGUCAAUGAAAGCCUUCACGCAGUGGACGACGUCGUGGAUCCAGAUGCAGCAGCGGAGGAUGAUGCGGCUGCACAGCCCAUAACGUUCGGCACGGCACGGCCGUGGUUUGUCCCGGCAUCAGGCGUGGUGGAACUCGAGCCGCUGCCGCCUGCUGACUGUGCGUUGCUGCUGCGCUUUCUGCUGUAUCUGCGGCAGCAAACAACAGCCGAUUUGGUGCCCACGCUGCGCCGCGCACUGCAGCAGGUAGAAGAAGAAGAGCAGCAGGAGAAGAACGAAGACAAAGGUGAUAGCACGAGGGCCGGUGCCGGUCGUGCAGAUGCGAACAGCCGGCAGAGCCGCCGUCCCACACUCACGCUCGCCGACGUGAUCCGCUAUUUGGAUACGGCGCCGCCGCCUGUGAUUGGAUUUACGGAGUCGCUGCCCGCACCGACUGCCUCGUCGUCCAGCCUUCCGGUGAAAGGAGUCCUCCUCUCCGCCGCCGCCGCCGCCGCCGCCGCCGUGUCUUCGUCUUCGCUUUCCGCGUCAGCCUCCAGUGCAACAUCGCCCGCCUUCGUCUUUCACCUCUACCUUGAAAACGUUUCCUCGCAGAACGCGAUAGGUCACGUGGCGACCUUCUUCGGCCUGCCGCAGCGCUGCUUUCAAACCCACUCGGCCGUCAGUAAGAUGUCGUGUACCACCGUGUUGUGCGCCGUGGCGGAAAACCGGCUGCGACGUGAACACCUCCUGCUGCUGAACACCCUCCGUCAUCCGGGCUUUGUGCUCCGUGUAAGCAGCAUUCAGGAGGUGUCGCCGGAUCGAUAUCCAUCGCAGGACAGCGACACCAACAGCAACGGCACUACUACCAGUAGUACCAGCAAUAGUGGCGACCCCCUCGUCAGCUCGGACACCGCAACGGCAGCAUCGUGGUCAUCGACGUCGGUCUCGCAGCAGCUCUUUGGUGAGCUGGCGCGCUGGCAGCCCCUCUACGCGACGGAACUGCUGCUCCGCCGCGUGUGCAGCAGCGACAGCAGCACCGCCGUCCGUACACGACAACAGCUGGAGCACCGCCUACGCGCCGUGCAAACCCUCGGCGCAAUCUGCUUCUGCGCCAACCGUGAAGCCUCGCUGGCCCGAGCGGCGACCGACGUCCUGCACGGCUUCUUCAAAUCUGCCUUGCUAAACGCGCUGCAGCGCCGCAAAGCACCGGUGCCACUCCAGCGUUUCUUAAAGCAGCCGAACGUGGCCACCGCCCAGCACGCCCACCACGUCAGCACGGACUCGACGGUGCGGCAGGUGUUGAAGACGUACGUGCAGACGAACGGGGACUGGCACGCGACGGUGGUGCGCACUCCGUACGUGUGGCGCCGUCGCUGGGUGAACGCGCUGCGGGGGCUGGUGUGGAACACGAUGGCGAGUCGGCGACUGCGUGAAGGUGGGCGGGAGGUGUGCCUCGGCGACGUGGUGCUCAAGCCGGCGUUUCGAUCCGACGUGCACCGCCGCGGGAUCGUCACGGUGAAGGCGGCGCACGUGAUGGUCGUGACGACCGCCGCCGAGGCCGCCGCCGCCGCGCUCGACGACGUCUUCAUUCCCUUCCUGCGUGGUCGCUACCCCGAGCAUCUCUUCGCGGCUGACGACACCCAUCACCCGAUUAUGACGCGCGCGAACAUGCUGGCCCUCCUUCGUGCCAUGCACGCGCCGCAGCUGCUGCUGGGCCUGACGGACGAGCUGCGGCUGCUGUUGGACGUGCGGGCUGACUCGUCGCCGCUGCUCUUUCGGCGGCUGAUCGUGCGUCCGGUGGAGAUGGAGUUCGCGAUUUUGGAGGAUAAACCGCCGAUGCGGGCGCUGCACUACGACGCGGCGCGCUUGCUGACAAACGACCGCUGGGCCGCCGCAGCAGGGGCACCAACAGCAUCGACCACCGCCUCCGUCGCCAUGACACAGCAGCAGCAGCAGCAGCAGCAGCAGCAGCAGCAGCAGCGGGCGUCGUCUCCGCCUUCUGCGGCUUCUGCGGCGUCGCGCUGCACGGGCGCGUGUCAUCUCCUGCCUCCGAGUGACGUGUUAGAGCGCACCACCCUCGGCGCGCGUCUCACCUCCGGCGUGCUGGCGGAAGAUUUCUUUUCUAUUCCGCGCCCCGAGGACUACGUCGUGCUGGGCCACGCCCACCGGUACCUCUCAGGCGGCCUCGUGCCCGCUGCUCCGCACUCCAGCACGGCGGACAUCGGUGAUCGCGUCUUCACCGUCUACAUCCGCGCGGUGGUGGAGUACAACCUGGCGGGGUUGUCGAACCUCCUGCGGGAGUACUUCCUGCUUUCUGGCAUCGAGACAGAGGCGGACAGCGCGUUGCAGCACAAGGUGCAUCGCAUGCGGCGCGAGCUGGACCCCGAGACGCCGCUGCUCACGGCACCGGUGUACUGCACGACGUGCUACAAUCGCGGUCACGAUACGCAGGAGCAGUGUGCGGAGUAUCAGCAUAAAGCGCAUCGCGGGGUCGCGCAGAGAGACCUUAUCACGGCAACGGCAGGACCGCUUCCGCUGCCAGCUCGUGCCGCGUCCACGACUGAUCGAAUCACAGAAGACACACAACCUGACACGCAUCUACCAAGCGAUAGGAGCGUCGCCUCCGCGUCGGCUGCGACAGCAAAAGCAGCAGCAGGUGCAGUAACAACCCGCACUGUGCGCAUGCGGCUGCACCUCCGCCGUCGCAACGAUGAGCAACGCUGGGGCGUGCACCUGACAAAGGCCCUUCAUUUAGUCGGCAUGGAGCACGUGCAGCUGCUCCGCGAAGGCGCGGUGUGGAGCGUCACGGAGGGGUCGGUAGAAGGAAGCGAAGAAUCGGCAGAGGGGGAAGAGAAGGCGAAGGCGAUGUCGCUGCCGGGCGCCGCACAGGCAUCGCCGUGGCCAGCAUCGUGGAUAACAGAAGCAGCAGCUGUGCACGCAAACCAUACCGUCAACGACGCGGACGGAACGGUCGGCGACGCACACGCCCGCAGCACAUCGCACGGGCUCGUGCAGUUCCUGCAAUCUGUUUUCGAACACGACCAUACGACGACGACGACGAUGAUGACGGCAGCGGCGGACGACGUCCCGAGAAGGUCUGCGUCGUCCGCAGAGCCGUUGCACGACUUGCUGAUGCAGUCCCCCGUCCUCCUCCUGCCGACCGAUCCCGCCGUGCUGCAACUACGCGCGCGGGAAAGCAGCGAAACAGGUAAGACGACGUUUGCCGGCUCUGAGCUGCUGAAGGCGUGUCCGUGGACGCUGGUGCGAGUGAACGAAGCGCCGGUGUCGACGCAGCGCGAUGUAGCGGCAGCCUUGCUGCAGCACGCGUCAAAGGCGCGCGACGUCUGGCUGACCUUCGAAACAGCAGCGCCGGCGGCCGUGAUGGCGGACGACCUCCUCGGCGAACACACUGAGCUCGUCCCUCCUCUCGCGAAAGGUUCGGAAAAUGGGGAUGACCUGAGCAAGGAAGACGUGCCUCCUGCGCUAGUGGACGCACUGCAGCACACCACGCACGCGUCGGACAAAAUUCCGCAGAGCACCGCGGCGCUGCCACCGCAGCGGCGACACGCGGUAGAAGUCGCGAUGCGCACCGCCGUGCAGCGCACCAGCCCUGCGACACAACGUUGGUUGCAGGACCUCCCCUACCGCCUCACCCUCGCCCUCUCGAAGCACCGUCGACACCUCCACAAGCGUCGCUCCUGGGGCUUGCAGCUGGACGGAAUAGACAUGACGCUGGUAAACUUCACCCGGUUGAUGGUGCAGUACAUGUACGCCUCCAACUCCGCGGAGAAGCGACUGCAGUGCGAGCACGCGACGGUGGCGUCCUUGGCGCCUGCCGCGUCGUUCCCCCGCAACGACCCGGCGCUGACGGCGCGACUGUUUGGCGAGGUGCUGCCGAAGCUGGAGCCGUUGCUAAACGACAUGUACCGCGUGGUGCGCAUUGACAACACCGCCGUGCACAACAAAGCCGAGGCUGCGCGCGCGAUGGCGGCCUUUCAAGUAUCGGUCGAUGAAAAUCUUUUGCGUGCGAAGCGCGGCAACAGCAGUGGCGUGACGACGACGGAUCUCGUAGAGUCGGGGGAGGUGCCAGAACAGUUUUUCUUAACUCUGGCGCUGGAGAGGAAAGGUUCGAGCUAUCGCCUGUGUGCCGCCGCGGUCGAUGACGCAGCAGCAACAGCAGCAACGGCGUUGACCUCCCCCUCCUCUACAACGAAAGAGACGCGCACAUCGCGAUUGAGCCAGCGCGACCAUCCUUCCGAUCCACAGCAACAGCAGCAUCUGGGUUCAUCAGCGACUGCGAGCGCGGUGAAGGUGGAUGCCGAGCUGUUGGAUGGCCUCGCCACACCGCACUGUCCGGUCCGUCCGCUGACACCGGCGCAGCUGGCCCGCAGCAGCGUCACGCUCGCCAUCAACCGUCUCGUCGCGACGGAUCUGACGCGCGGUAAGUGGGGACUGCGCCUGCAGCACGGCACACGACGCCUUAAAGCAGUCCAACAAAACCGCCUUUUUAGCUUCCACGUGUUUGCAGCCAAGCAGUCACAGGGGACGCGCAUCGCCGACACGCUUCGACUCGUCACUGCGCGUCGCACUCCUCCAUCGGCCGCAGUGGACGGCGCGGAUUCGGUGAACGCAGCCGCGGUCGCAGCGCACGUGCGCGCCCGCUCCUUUUAUCUGUACCUUGUGGAACGUGUGAACCAGAGAGACGUGCGCCAUCACGCGGAACUGCGGCAGGAGCUGUGGACGGCGGCACAACCACCCCCACACUCGCCGAUCGCGUCGCUUCCGCCUGAGUCGGUAACGCUGAGCGUUCGGCAGUUCCCCUUGUUGCGCUUCACGGUGACGGUGCGGCGUGGUGGUGUGGGAGAGGAAAGCGCGCUGGGCCCCGUGGGUCUUCAGGUGGACAGAAACAUGCGCAUUUCGGCGGUCUUUGCCGGUAGUCCAAUGGCACGGGCGCUGGCGGAGGCGGUCGGGCCGUUGUGCUCGGUACGCCACCUCGUGAAGGAUCGCAAUGGCGAAGGAAGUGCAUCAGCGGAAGCGGAUGCUUCGUCUUCGCCGUGGAAGGUAAUCGCACUUCCGCACCUGCGCGCACUCGUGGUGAAGGCGGAGUCGGUGCUGCUCAGUGACGUGUCGCAACCACGCGCCAAGCAACAGCGUCAGUGGGCCUACGAUUUAGAUGAAGACGAGGCGGCCGCCGCGAGUCAUUCUGCCAGCACACCAUCACGUACUCGAAGCAGCUCAGGUGAUGAUGACGAUGAUGCGGCAUCAGCGACGGAAGGGACAAAAUCGGAAGGGGAAGAGGUCGAGGCGCUGCGCGCGCUGGCGGACGCCGCCGCUCAUACGCUGCAACAACUCGGGAAGUGUUCCAUGGUGGACGGCGUCUGCGUGCUGCAAUCUCUGCUGCUGCAUGAAUACGCGGUGGCUCAGCUUGCAGCCCUCGCCGGCCACGACGGCAGCAGCAAAGGCGGUGACGCACGUGCGGGGCUGACGGCGCUGCAGGAGCAGCUCGACGCCGCGUAUGCGCAGGUGCAGUGGGAGGUGGUGUACGCAGCGCAGAGUAACCGGCCUCUGCGGACACCUGCGGACUUGGCAGCCGUCUUUGCCCCGGGUGUGGCGGAGGAGACAAUAUUUGUGCAGCAGUUUGUGGACGACUAA